UGUAUAAGAAUCGGAGCUGGUGAAGAGAUGAAAGUGUAAACUGGUGUUUUACAAGAAUCUGAUAAUUUCAAAAGAGUGUGUCAGAGAUGGAGAUGGAGAAGCCGGAGUUGACAUUGUACAACACGAUGACUCAAGUGAAGGAAGUUUUUAAGCCGAUCAAUCCCGGCAAGAUCGGAAUGUAUGUCUGCGGUAUCACCUCCUACGAUUUUAGCCAUAUUGGUCACGCUCGUGCCGCCGUCUCCUUUGACCUCCUUUACAGAUACUUAAGGCACUUGGGUUAUGAGGUUACUUAUGUUCGGAAUUUUACAGAUGUUGAUGACAAGGUGAUUGGAAGAGCUAACAAGUGUGGGGAGAACCCUUUAGCUUUGAGUAGUCGCUUUUGCGAGGAGUAUCUUGUAGAUAUGGCUGCUCUUCAGUGCCUCCUUCCCACCCACCAGCCUCGUGUCAGUGACCAUAUGGAGCUCAUAAUUAAGAUGAUUGAAAAGAUCAUUGAGAACGGGUGUGGCUAUGAAGUGGGUGGUGAUGUGUUCUUCUCAGUGGAUAAAUCACCCAAUUAUGGUCAACUAUCUGGGCAACGGCUGGAUCAUACUCAAGCUGGUAAGCGUGUUGCUGUUGAUUCCAGAAAGCGCAAUCCUGCUGACUUUGCAUUAUGGAAGGCUGCAAAACCUGGUGAACCAAGUUGGGAGAGCCCUUGGGGUCCAGGAAGACCAGGAUGGCACAUCGAGUGCAGUGCCAUGAGUGCUCAUUACCUGUCUCCGAGAUUUGACAUUCAUGGUGGUGGCGCAGAUCUGAAGUUCCCGCACCAUGAAAAUGAGAUCGCUCAGACAUGUGCUGCUUGUGAAGAUAGUGGCGUGAAUUACUGGUUGCAUAAUGGGCAUGUCACCAACAACAAUGUAAAGAUGGGAAAAUCACUUGACAACUUUUUUACAAUUAGGGAGAUCACGGCUAAGUAUCAUCCACUGGCUCUGAGACACUUCUUGAUAAGUGCACAGUACCGUUCUCCUCUGAACUACUCGGUGUCGCAGCUAGAGAGUUCAUCGGAUGCUUUAUAUUGUGUUUAUCAGACGUUAGAAGACCUUAUUAAAGCUUUAUCGCCAUAUCGAGAAGAGAUGAGUAAAGAUGUUGGAAAGACCGAACAGACUGCAGAAGCCAAAGACCUGAUAAAGAAGGUGAAAAGUGAGUUUGAAACAAAAAUGUCAAACGACUUGAACACUGCACAUAUACUCACGGGUGCUUUUCAAGACGCAAUGAAGUUCAUCAACGUUUCAACCACCAAGCUCAAGAAAAUGCAGAGGAAACAGCGGAUGUCACUGGUCGCGUCACUGGUAGAGGUUGAGAAAUCAGUGAGGGAAGUUCUAGAUGUGCUUGGUUUGCUCACGACUCUAAGCUACGCUGAGUUUUUAAAAGAGAUGAAAGAAAAGGCAUUAACAAGAGCAGGAAUAGGAGAAGCAGAGGUCUUGCGGAGGAUUGAAGAAAGGAAAUUGGCGCGGAAGAAUAAAGAAUUUAAGAGGAGUGAUCAGAUUAGAGAGUUGUUAGCAGUUAAGGGUAUAGCACUGGAGGAUAUACCGGGAGACACGGUGUGGCGACCGUGCACCCCUCUGACGUUGAGCUCUAAGCCUAAAUCCGGUUUAGGCAAGACCGCCUUUGUUUUUGCCAUCGGUUUUGCUCUCUUAGGCCUCUUCUUCUAUAGCCGUUGAAACUAUUUAUUUGUUUAGACUGUGUUGGACGUAUAUGUCAUGAUGAAUUUACUUAAGAUUGAUAGCAUUGGUUAUUUUAUUAUUUGAUAAACUUGUAACAUACACACA
Molecule: messenger RNA, 1805 nt
Organism: Capsella rubella
Lineage: Eukaryota; Viridiplantae; Streptophyta; Magnoliopsida; Brassicales; Brassicaceae
Product: cysteine--tRNA ligase 1, cytoplasmic
Exons: 7
Coding region: 87-1697 (536 amino acids)
Biological process (GO): cysteinyl-tRNA aminoacylation
Cellular component (GO): cytoplasm
Molecular function (GO): ATP binding; cysteine-tRNA ligase activity
Source: RefSeq, a predicted model, not a curated record